Messenger RNA from Lycium barbarum (goji berry), 6423 nucleotides. RefSeq lists its product as uncharacterized. The record is from RefSeq and is a predicted model, not a curated record. The coding region runs from base 1 to 6423 and encodes 2140 amino acids. The transcript is spliced from 6 exons. Gene Ontology annotation, biological process: DNA integration. Lineage: Eukaryota; Viridiplantae; Streptophyta; Magnoliopsida; Solanales; Solanaceae. Gene Ontology annotation, molecular function: nucleic acid binding; RNA-DNA hybrid ribonuclease activity.
AUGACGGAAGGGACUUCGCUACCGAUGAUCAACAUGGGGGAUGAAACGGAACGGGUGGCUCAACAAGAAUCUGCCAUCGCCGAGGAGAAUAGAAUUCUCAGGCAACAAAUGAUUGAGAUGUUGCAAGGGUGGUCGAAUGGUCAGCAACCUCCUCAGUCAAUCCCUGGGUUCCCCGACAUCACUUCUGCCACACAGGCAUGCUCACAAGCACCGUUAUCUACUGCGGAAGACCCGGUAUACCCACCUGGGUUCGGUCAUUACACCAAUUUGCCCAAUACGGCGGAAACUUCUGUAGGUCGUCCUUCAAGGGUACCAAUCAGGACCGAUCAUUUCGGGAUUACAACCACUGGGCCUGCCUACACAUGCCCACUGUCUAACCCCAAUCAUGUUGCAAAUGUAAGACCCGUUUACACAAUACCGCCACCUGCGGUUAUGCAAAGGUCAAACCUUGUGCCACCAUCUGACAUCCCUCAAGAGCAGCAUUUUACACCCGAUUUUGCAUUUGGGGCUCCUGAUCCUUAUCAUCAAACUCUACAUUUUAGUCCUCUAAUCGAUUCUGAAGGACCUGCUAAGAAUGCGGUUACGCAUCUUGGCCAUGAAUAUGGAGGUCCUGCUAAGAAUGCGGUUAUGCAUCUUGGCUCUGAGUAUGGAGUUGCUACUAAGAAUGUAGAGCAUGACGAAAUGGUUAGGAAGAUGAAAAGUCUAGAACAAGCUAUGAAGAACUUGCAGGGAUCAGGAAGCUAUAAAAGCGUUUCAUACAGUGAUUUGUGUAUGUUCCCGAGUGUUCACUUACCUCCGGGGUUUAAAACACCGAAGUUUGACAAGUACGAUGGGUACGGUGAUCCCAUAGCUCAUUUGAGGAGAUACUGCAACCAACUGAGAGGAGCUGGGGGUAAUCAGGAUAUGCUCAUGGCUUACUUUGGGGAGAGUCUGACUGGUUUAGCUUCGGAAUGGUUUAUUGAUCAGGACAUUGUGAAAUGGCAUACUUGGGAUGAUAUGGCAAAUGAGUUCGUGCAACAAUUUCAGUACAAUAUUGAUCUGGUUCCUGAUAAAAAGUCUCUAACCAACCUGAAGAAGAAAGUUACCGAAAGUUUUAGGGAGUUUGCGGUUCGUUGGCGUGAACAAGCUGCAAGGGUAAAGCCACCAAUGAGAGAAAGAGAGAUGGUGGAGACUUUUCUCCAAGCACAAGAUGAGACAUAUUAUCAACACAUGAUCCCAGCCGUAGGAAAACCGUUCAUUGAGGCCAUUAAAAUGGGAGAAAUAAUAGAAGAAGGAAUCAAAACAGGACGCAUUGUCGGCUUUGCCGCGUUGAAGGCAACAACCCAAGCCAUUCAAAAUGGUUUAGGGAGUUUUGGUGGAAAGAAGAAAAAGGAAGUCAAGUUGAGGGCAUUAAAUGUUUUAAGCCCAAUUGAAGGAAGGAUCCCAAACCCUCCUCCGAAAAAUCUUGAUUACUCUCAAAGAUGUGCUUAUUGCUCUGAUACCCCGGGACACAAUAUAGAGAAAUGUUGGUAUUUGAAGAAAGCAAUCCAAGAUUUGAUUGAUACACAACAAAUUGUGGUGCAAAAUGCAGAUAUACCGAAUAUCAAUCAAAACCCACUACCAAAUCAUAAAGAAACAAACAUGUUGGAGUUGAUCUAUGGUAGUGAUGGGUCUGAUGUUCCGUACAAGCCUAUCAUGAAGAUUGAAGCAGGCGUGGAGAAAUCAGUAAAUGUGGCAGAUUCCGCAAAAACAGCACCUUUGGGGUUAAAUGAGGUUACAAAGAGACCAAUCCAGUCAGACACGAUGAAACCUUUAUUGAUUGUGAAAGGAGCUCCAGAGAAGGUUGGGACAAGUCAGGGAAAACCAAAGUUGAUCGUGCCAGGGGUGUCGAACAGGCCUAUUUUAACUGUCAAAGGGGCGUUCACCACUCCUAUCAUUAUUAAGCCAGUGACAAAACUUUCAAUAGUUGAUGCUAAGGCGAUUCCCUGGAAUUAUAAUCAGACUAUGGUUACUUACCAAGGGAAGGAAAUCAUCAAAGAAGUAGACGAAGUAGGGGGCCUGACUCGUUCAGGAAGAUGCUUCGCUCCGGAAGAGUUAAGGAAAACCAAGCAGGUGAGGGAAGGCCAAAUACCCGUUAAGAAACCAGUAACAGAGGAAGAAGCUGAAGAGUUCUUGAAAAAGAUGAAAUUGCCAGACUAUUCCAUUGUGGAGCAAUUAAGGAAAACCCCUGCUCAAAUCUCUUUGUUGUCUUUAUUAAUACACUCAGAUGAACACCGCAAAGCUUUGUUGAAGAUUUUGAAUGAAGCUCAUGUCCCUACUGAGAUUACAGUUAAUCAAUUGGAGAAAAUUGCUGGGAGGAUCUUUGAGGUAAAUAGAAUCACUUUCUCAGAUGAUGAACUACCCAUUGAAGUGAAAACUGACGCCAUCGGUGAGAUAGAUCUUGUGCUUACAAUAGGGCCUGCUGAUUUUACCAUAGAUUUUCAAGUAUUGAACAUCAAUGCCUCCUAUAAUAUGUUGUUGGGAAGACCGUGGGUACAUAUGGCUGGGGCAAUCCCAUCCACAUUGCAUCAGAUGAUCAAGUUUGAAUAUGAUAGGCAGGAAGUGAUCGUUCACGGUGAAGGGGAUUUGUCCAUUUAUAAAGACUCCACUGUUCCCUUUAUCGAAGUGGAUAAUGUUGAUGAAACACUGGUGUAUCAAGCUUCUGAGAUAGUGGUAGCUGAGCAGAUCCCUGAAGGGAAACCCAUUCUGAGACCGCAGUUGCCUCCAACAUCUGUUAUGGUGGUAAAUGAAAUGUUGAAAUAUGGUUUUGAUCCAGGAAAAGGCUUGAGGGCUUCUCUACAAGGUAUGGUUUAUCCGGUGUGUCCACGUGAGAGUCCAGGUCCAUUUGGUCUGGGGUUCAAACCAACAGCUGAAGAUAGAAAGAGGGUUAAAAAGCGAAAAAAAGAAGCAUGGUCACUUACUAAGCCUGUGCCACCAAUCUACAAGUCCUUCGUCAAGAAUACCAGCAGUUUUUCCCAGCCAGUACUGGAUGUGGAUUUUGGGUUGAUUGGGUGUUUCCAGAACUUGUUUGUUGAAGCUGAUAUGGUUGAAAUUGGAGGGGGUCCCAGUAACGCGGAUGUGCAGUUCAUUGGCCAUGAUGUCCAACUCAGCAAUUGGGAAGUCACUCCUCUCCCAACCAGGAAGGAGUUUUGUUCUGUUUGUGCUGGUUCUAAUGAUAUGACAUGCAUGCGGAAUUCUCAGCCAGAUCUUAAAAUCCGACCUAACCAUGAAACAAUGAACCAAGAAGUUGAAUAUGAUGAAGAAGAAGUAUUUCAGGAAAUAAAAUUAAUCCAGGCUUUGUUUAAAUAUAAGGAUGUUUUUGCAUGGUCUUAUGAUGAUAUGUCGGGUUUAAGUACUAAAUUGGUGGUUCACAAAUUGCCAACUGACCCCACAUUCCCUCCUGUGAAGCAGAAAUUAAGGAAACUAAAAUCAGACAUGAGUGUGAAGGUUAAAGAAGAAAUCGAAAAACAACUUGAGGCCAAAGUCAUCCGAGUCGCUCGAUACCCUACUUGGUUAUCCAAUGUUGUCCCCGUUCCGAAGAAGGAUGGCAAAACGCGUGUAUGUGUGGAUUAUCGUGAUCUAAACAAAGCAAGCCCGAAGGAUGACUUUCCAUUGCCCAAUAUCCAUAUUUUAUUAGACAACUGUGCUAAGCAUGAGAUUGCGUCUUUUGUAGAUUGCUACGCAGGGUAUCACCAGAUCGUUAUGGAUGAUGAUGAUGCAGAGAAGACAUCCUUCAUCACAGAAUGGGGUACAUAUUGUUAUCGAGUCAUGCUGUUCGGGUUGAAGAAUGCUGGGGCAACAUAUAUGAGAGCGAUGACCACCAUAUUUCACGAUAUGAUGCAUAAAGAAAUUGAAGUAUAUGUGGAUGAUGUGAUCAUUAAAUCAAGAAAGCAGUCUGACCAUGUCAAGGAUUUGGUGAAAUUUUUCGAAAGGCUUCGCAGGUACAAUCUUAAGCUCAAUCCAGCGAAAUGUAUAUUUGGAGUCCCGUCAGGGAAACUUUUGGGGUUUGUAGUCAGUCGGCGUGGUAUUGAAUUGGAUCCUGCAAAGAUCAAAGCUAUUCAGGAGUUACCACCGCCAAAGAACAAAACCGAGGUAAUGAGCCUACUUGGGAGGUUGAAUUACAUUAGUCGAUUUAUUGCUCAACUCACAACAACUUGCGAGCCCAUUUUUAAGUUGUUAAAGAAGAAUGCUGUGAUUGAAUGGACUGACGAAUGCCAAGAAGCGUUUGACAAAAUCAAGAGGUAUCUGUCGAAUCCACCUGUAUUGGUUCCUCCCGAGCCUGGGAGACCUUUAAUAUUAUACCUAUCAGUUCUGGACAAUUCCUUUGGUUGCGUAUUGGGUCAACAUGAUGUUACAGGCAAGAAGGAACAGGCAAUCUAUUAUCUCAGCAAGAAGUUUACUACUUAUGAGGCUAAGUACACUCAUCUAGAAAGGACGUGUUGCGCUUUGACUUGGGUUGCACAAAAAUUGAAACAUUAUCUUUCGUCCUACACUACUUAUCUUAUCUCCCGCUUGGACCCAUUGAAGUAUAUAUUUCAGAAACCCAUGCCCACGGGCAGGCUUGCAAAAUGGCAGAUAUUACUCACGGAGUUUGAUAUUUCGUAUGUGACUCGGACCGCGAUGAAAGCCCAAGCCUUGGCAGACCAUCUGGCGGAGAACCCAGUGGAUGAAGAAUAUGAGCCAUUGAAAACGCACUUUCCUGAUGAAGAAGUGUCAUGCCUCGAGGAGGUCAUUUUGGAUAACGAUCCGGGUUGGAAGUUAUUUUUUGAUGGGGCUCUUCGAUUUUAUUAUACCAACAACAUGGCGAAGUACGAAGCUUGCAUUUUGGGUUUAAGGUUAGCUAUUGACAUGGGGAUUCAAGAAUUAUUGGUAUUGGGGGAUUCAGACUUGCUAGUCCACCAAGUUCAAGGAGAGUGGGAAACCCGUGAUUUGAAGCUUAUACCAUAUCACCAGUGUUUGCAGGAUCUUUGCAGACGGUUCAUAACAGUAAAAUUUAAGCACAUUCCUAGGAUUCAUAAUGAGAUUGCUGAUGCUUUGGCCACCUUGUCUUCAAUGCUCCCGCACCCAGACAAGGCUCACAUUGACCCUUUACAUAUACAAACUCACAAUCAACAUGCUUAUUGCAAUACAGUUGAAGAGGAACUUGACGGUGAGCCUUGGUUCCAUGAUAUUAAAGAAUAUAUCGAGUCGGCGAAAUAUCCAGCACAUGCUACCAGUGACCAGAAGAGAGCUAUUCAACGAUUGGCAAGCGGAUUUUUCUUAAGUGGAGGAAUUUUGUAUAAAAAGACUCCAGAUUUAGGACUUUUGAGGUGUGUAGAUGCUAAAGAGGCUGCAACUAUCAUGACUGAGAUACAUUCAGGAGUUUGUGGACCGCACAUGAACGGGUAUGUUUUGGCAAAGAAAAUUCUUCGAGCAGGCUAUUACUGGCUCACCAUGGAGCGGGAUUCCAUCCGUUUCGUUCGUAGGUGUCAUCAGUGCCAGGUACAUGGCGACUUGAUACAUUCUCCUCCUUCAGAAUUACACACAAUGUCUGCUCCAUGGCCUUUCGCAGCUUGGGGGAUGGAUGUGAUCGGGCCAAUUGAGCCGAAAGUGUCCAAUGGGCAUAGGUUCAUUUUGGUGGCCAUCGAUUACUUUACAAAGUGGGUGGAAGCAGCAACUCUCAAGUCGGUGACUAAAAAAGCCGUGGUGGAUUUCGUUCAUUCCAACAUCAUUUGCAGGUUCGGGAUCCCGAGGACAAUGAUUUCAGAUAAUGCGGCGAAUCUCAACAGUCAUCUGAUGCGUGAGGUAUGUCAGCAGUUUAAGAUUACACAUCGGAAUUCAACUCCAUAUCGUCCGAAGGCAAAUGGGGCUGUGGAAGCUGCUAAUAAGAACAUUAAAAAGAUACUGCGCAAAAUGGUGCAAUGUUCGAGACAAUGGCAUGCAAAGUUGCCUUUUGCUUUAUUGGGUUAUCGCACAACUGUUCGCACUUCAGUUGGUGCAACUCCUUAUUUGUUGGUAUACGGGACCGAAGCGGUUAUACCUGCAGAAGUUGAAAUCCCAUCCCUUCGAAUCAUUGAGGAAGCUGGAAUUGAUGACAAUGAGUGGGUCAAAACCCGUUUAGAGCAAUUGAGUCUGAUUGACGAAAAGAGAUUAACAUUGGUAUGUCAUGGUCAACUGUAUCAAAGGAGGAUAGCACGAGCACACAACAAAAAGGUGCGCCACAAACAUUUUGAAGUGGGUCAAUUAGUGUUAAAGCGGAUUCUUCCACAUCAGGCCGAGGCCAAAGGCAAGUUCGCCCCAAAUUGGCAGGGGCCAUUCGUGGUGAAGAAGGUUUUGCCCAAGGGUGCUUUGUAUCUGACAGACAUAGAAGGCACAAUGUCUGAAACUGCCAUCAAUGCAGAUGCAGUGAAAAGAUAUUAUGUAUGA